CAUUGUCAUACAACCUCCAGGCCUGUAAGCUGCGCAAGCGAGCUCUGUCCCAGCACAGCUAUAGAAGUAGUUAGGAGGGCAGCAGCCAAUCAGCGUGAGGGAGGCGGAGCUGAGCGCUAUGUCGCCUGUCACUGUCUCUUCCGCACACCAAAAUGGUCGUUGUCAGAGCGGUGCUGCUGGCCGGCUGUACGGGUGCCGCGGCUGCUCUGCUGCUGUUCGGCACUGGCGCCGCUGGUAUGGUGGGUGUGGUAACGCUGGUGGUCGCGCUGGUGUGUACUUCCGGUUUGGUGUUCCCCGGCAGCCCGUCCCAUGUGUGUGUUCUGGUGCUGGGAGACCUGGGCCGCAGUCCGCGGAUGACGUAUCACGCUCUGUCACUGGUCAGGAAUGGCUUCAGUUUGACCCUCGCCGGCUUCCGUGAAACCGAUCCUCACAAAGAUGUAUUAAACAAUCCGAAAAUAAAAAUUCAUCCACUGUCUGACUUCAAAGGGAUAAAGUUUGGACCACGAGUACUUCAGUAUGCGCUAAAGGUUAUUGUGCAGGCUGUUCAGCUCUUUUGGGAACUUUUGAAGAUUGAUUCCCCAUCUUUUAUCCUACUUCAGAAUCCUCCAGGUUUACCUGCCAUAGCAGUAACCUGGAUUUUUUGUCUUCUGAGAAGAUGCCAACUGAUAAUAGACUGGCACAACUAUGGGUACUCUAUCAUGAGCCUGACAAAUGGACCUGGACAUCCAGUUGUACGCGUUGCAAAAUGGUAUGAAAAAUUAUUUGGCCGAGUAUCACAUUAUAAUUUCUGUGUAACAAAUGCCAUGAAGGAAGACUUGCUGCAUAACUGGAGAAUAAAAGCUAUCACCCUGUAUGAUAAACCACCAUCCAUAUUUAAAGAGACGCCAGUGGAGCUUCAGCAUCGGCUGUUCAUGAAGCUUGCAGCGGACUAUGUGCCUUUCAAAGCUAGCUUAGAAUCUACAGAUGCCCACAUAGAAAGAUCUGCAUUCACAGAGAAAAACCUGGCGACUGGCAUUGUUACAUACAUGGAGGAAAGACCUGCUAUACUGAUCAGUAGUACAAGCUGGACAGAGGAUGAAGACUUCAGUGUUUUGUUAAGUGCAUUGCAAGAUUAUGAUACAUUUAUUACAAAUGGAUCCAAACUUCCUUCUCUAGUUUGUGUUAUAACAGGUAAGGGGCCCCAGAAGGAAUAUUACUGUAAGUUGAUCAAAGAGUUAAAACUUAAGAACAUACAGAUCUGCACUCCUUGGUUAGAAGCUGAAGACUAUCCUGCCUUGCUAGGAUCAGCUGACCUUGGAGUUUGUCUUCACACCUCAUCUAGUGGUUUGGACCUUCCUAUGAAAGUUGUUGACAUGUUCGGCUGCUGUCUUCCUGUGUGUGCUGUUAAUUUUAAAUGCUUACAUGAACUUGUAAAACACAAUGAAAACGGGCUGACCUUUAAAGAUUCCAAAGAGCUUGCUGCACAACUAAAGCUGUUACUUAUGGACUUUACAGGCAGUUCAAACAAGUUGAAAAAGUUUCGACAAUAUCUUCGUGACUCAAAACAAAUGAGAUGGGAAGAAAGCUGGGAUCAGACUGUUCUACCGAUAUUUAGAGACCAUUGCAACUCAUAACAGCAUAUUUUUUACAUUACAAAAGGCAUCAUUUUUGAGGAAACCAUUUCUAAUGGAUAUUUAUCUCCACCUCAAACUGCUGAAGUCCAAUGAGGAUUAUAGAACAAAAAUAUGAAGGAUACAUGGAACUGAAAAAUAUUUGGAUGAAAAAUGAAAGCCCUUUCUUUGGGUUUUUAGACAUUGUGUGCCACAUUCCAAAGAUUUGUUUACAACCUGUUACAUAAAUCACAAGGAAAAGGACCAUAGGGCAAACUGAUGUAGGCCAACUACAAAGUAACACAGGGGGUAUUUUAUGAAGCUACAUCUGGCUUCAGGCUUAAAGUUGCACAUUUUUGCGGAAAUACUUCACGGUACCAAAUUUAGGUAGUGUAUAUUGUGGCUGAAAUCGAUGCCAGUUCUAAGCUAACAUGGAUAUCAUCAAAGCUUGGUGCAUGGGCAGCCGCUGACAUUCCUGGUUUAUUAAGUGACGUGAGCUUUUACUUACAUGGUGGUCUUAGUAAAUUCCUCCUUAGGGUUAGGCUCAGCUGUUUUGUCCUGCAUUAAUAUACCUAAGUUAUACACCAGUAGUCUCCAACCUGCGGACCUCCAGAUGUUGCAAAACUACAACUCCCAACAUGCCCAGACAGCCUUUGGCUGUCCGGGCAUGUUGGGAGUUGUAGUUUUGCAACAUCUGGAGGUCCGCAGGUUGGAGACCACUGUUAUACACUGUCACAAUGUGUGGGUGGCAUUGCCUGCAGCUAUCAUGUCUGUCUGAAGGCAGAUUGGUCAGUACUAGAGAUGAGCAAACUUACAGUAAAUUCGAUUCGUCACGAACUUCUCGGCUCGGCAAUUGAUGACAUCCUGCGUAAAUUAGUUCAGCCUUCAGGUGCUCCGGUGGGCUGGAAAAGGUGGAUACAUUCCUAGGAAAGAGUCUCCUAAGUUAAUUUAUGCAGGAAAAGUCAUCAACUGCCGAGCCGAGAAGUUCGUGUCGAAUCGAAUUUACUGUAAGUUUGCUCAUCUCUAGUCAGUACCAUUAAAGAUUGGUCUGGUGAGUAAGUAUGCUACAAUGUGUGUAUUGUAACCUUCCCUGACAAAUAAAUUGACUUCCCCUAUUGCCAAGAUCAUAACACUUUAUAUUUUUGGUGGUUUCAAUGUAUUUUUAGAAGGUGACGGUCCUGGAAGCAAGCUCAUUGGCAAUUUCAUCUGUAACACUAAUCCUGCUGCUUAUAGUCCUAGCUGUACCCGCAUCUGGAUGCCCAGAUCUAAUGGAACAACCUA
Messenger RNA from Hyla sarda, 2870 nucleotides. RefSeq names its product ALG1 chitobiosyldiphosphodolichol beta-mannosyltransferase (gene ALG1). The record is from RefSeq and is a predicted model, not a curated record. NCBI's taxonomy places the organism in Eukaryota, Metazoa, Chordata, Amphibia, Anura, Hylidae. Gene Ontology annotation, cellular component: endoplasmic reticulum. The transcript is spliced from 13 exons. Bases 153 to 1613 code for a protein of 486 amino acids. Gene Ontology annotation, molecular function: mannosyltransferase activity.